AUGGGGAUCUUGCUGGGUCUGCUGCUCCUGGGCCACCUAACGGUGGUCACCUAUGGCCAUCCCAUACUGGAAGGACCAGAGAGUGUGAUAGGGCCAUGGAAAGGGGAUGUGAAUAUUCCCUGUACCUAUGGUCCCCUGAAAGGCUACACUCAAGUCUUGGUGAAGUGGCUGGUACAACGUGGCUCAAACUCAGUCACCAUCUUUCUACGUGACUCCUCUGGAGACCAUAUUCAGCAGGCCAAGUACCGGCGCCGCCUGAAUGUGAGCUAUGAGGUUCCAGGGAAUGUGUCCCUCCAACUGAAUACCCUAGAGAUGGAUGAUAGAGGCCACUACAUUUGUGAAGUCACCUGGAACACCCCUGAUGGUACCCAAGUGGUACGAGAGAAGAUCAUUGAGUUCCGUGUCCAGAAAAUUCCUGUCUCCAAGCCUACGGUGACAACUGGCAGCGGUUACGGUUUCACGGUGCCUCAGGGAAUGAGGAUUAGCCUUCAAUGCCAGGCUCGGGGUUCUCCCCCCAUCAGUUAUAUUUGGUACAAGGAACAGACUAAUAACCUGGAACCCAUCCGAGUAGCAAACUUGAGUACCUUACUCUUCAAGCCUGCAGUGGUGGCUAACUCAGGCUCCUACUUUUGUACCGCUAAGGGCCGGGUAGGCUCUGAGCAGUGCAGUGACAUUGUGAAGUUUGUGGUCAAAGACUCCUCCACGCCACUCAAGACCAAGACUGAGGCACCUACAACCAUUCAAAUUCCCUUGGAAGAGACAUCUAUAGUGAACCCAUCCCGGAACUGGACCACUGAAGUGAGUGACUAUUUGGAGGACACAAUUGCUGGGCCAGGAAGGGGUCUUCCUAUCUUUGCCAUCAUCCUCAUCAUCUCCUUGUGCUGUGUGGUGGUUAUCACCAUGGUUUAUAUCAUGCUUUGCCGGAAGACAUCCCAACAAGAGCAUGUCUAUGAAGUGAGCAGGAUGCCUUCCAUUGAGGCCAGUGACUCUGGAGAAACCAUGAGAGUGGCCAUCUACACCAGUGGCUGUUCCAGUGAUGAGCCAGCUCCCCGGGCUCUGGACAACAACUACUCUGACGAUCCCUGCCUGGGCCAGGAGUACCAGAUCAUCGCCCAGAUCAAUGGUGACUAUGCCCGCCUGCUGCACACAGUUCCCUUGGAUUAUGAGAUUCUGGGCAAUGAGGUUAAGAGUGUCUGCUAA
This is a messenger RNA of Urocitellus parryii (Arctic ground squirrel), 1200 nucleotides long. RefSeq names its product V-set and immunoglobulin domain containing 4 (gene Vsig4). The record is from RefSeq and is a predicted model, not a curated record. Gene Ontology annotation, biological process: negative regulation of interleukin-2 production; negative regulation of complement activation, alternative pathway; negative regulation of T cell proliferation. Gene Ontology annotation, molecular function: complement component C3b binding. NCBI's taxonomy places the organism in Eukaryota, Metazoa, Chordata, Mammalia, Rodentia, Sciuridae.